Saccharomyces mikatae IFO 1815 is the source of this 771-nucleotide messenger RNA. RefSeq names its product Nfu1p (gene NFU1). Gene Ontology annotation, biological process: iron-sulfur cluster assembly. Gene Ontology annotation, molecular function: iron ion binding; iron-sulfur cluster binding. The coding region runs from base 1 to 771 and encodes 256 amino acids. The transcript has a single exon. Gene Ontology annotation, cellular component: mitochondrion. The record is from RefSeq and is a predicted model, not a curated record. Lineage: Eukaryota; Fungi; Ascomycota; Saccharomycetes; Saccharomycetales; Saccharomycetaceae.
AUGAUCAAAUCAGUCGCUAAAUUAAAGGGAUUCCAUUUUUCUUUGUGUAAUACCCAGAGAUUGAUUCAUAUCAAGACUUUAACAACCCCAAACGAAAAUGCGUUAAAAUUCCUCUCUACCGAUGGUGAGAUGUUACAGACGCGUGGUUCCAAGAGUAUUGUUAUCAGAAACACAGAUGAAAAUCUCAUUAAUCAUUCCAAAUUAGCACAACAAAUUUUCGUGCAAUGCCCGGGAGUGGAGUCAUUGAUGAUAGGUGAUGAUUUUCUAACUAUCAAUAAAGAUAAAAUGAUCCACUGGAACAGUAUUAAGCCAGAAAUCAUAGAUUUAUUGACAAAGCAACUUGCUUGCGGCGAUGAUGUUAUUUCCAAGGAAUUUCAUGCUGUCCAAGAAGAAGAAGGAGAAAGUGGUUACAAAAUUAACAAGCCUAAGUUUGAACUUACUGAAGAAGAUGAAGAAGUCAGCGAGUUAAUUGAGGAGUUGAUAGAUACAAGAAUAAGACCCGCUAUCUUGGAGGAUGGUGGAGACAUCGACUAUCGUGGCUGGGAUCCAAAGAAUGGAACUGUGUAUUUGAAGCUACAAGGUGCAUGCACCUCAUGCUCGUCUAGUGAAGUUACUUUGAAAUAUGGUAUUGAGUCCAUGUUGAAACAUUAUGUCGACGAAGUCAAAGAAGUAAUUCAAAUCAUGGAUCCCGAACAGGAGAUAGCAUUGAAAGAAUUUGAUAAGCUUGAAAAAAAGCUGGAAUCGAGUAAAAAUGCAAGCCAUGACGCUUAA